Messenger RNA from Coffea eugenioides, 1206 nucleotides. Its product is annotated as putative pectate lyase 2. The transcript has 4 exons. NCBI's taxonomy places the organism in Eukaryota, Viridiplantae, Streptophyta, Magnoliopsida, Gentianales, Rubiaceae. The record is from RefSeq and is a predicted model, not a curated record. The coding region runs from base 1 to 1206 and encodes 401 amino acids. Gene Ontology annotation, molecular function: pectate lyase activity.
AUGGCAAAUUCUAGUUUCUUGCUACUGCUUUCAUGGAUCUUAAUCUGUUGUUUUUCAACCUUCCAAGCUCAUAAAAUUCAUAUCACUCCAUAUAAAACUACUCCGACAAAUUUUAAUCCCAUAAGUCCAUAUUACCCCCAAAAGAAAGCCAUGAACAUAAUUGAUUCUUGUUGGAGAUGGAACCCAAAAUGGGCUUCAAAUCGACAAGCCUUGGCUGAUUGUGCUAGAGGGUUCGGAAACGCUGCUUUAGGAGGGAAGAACGGCGCCAUAUAUGUUGUCACUGACACGUCCGAUGACCCAAUAAAUCCUAAACCAGGUACACUUCGAUAUGGCGCUACCCAAGAUAAACCCCUAUGGAUCAUUUUCCAAAGAGACAUGGUCCUCAAGCUGGAGAAUGAGCUGAUGGUGAACAGCUAUAAGACUAUUGAUGGAAGGGGUGUCAAAGUUGAGAUUGCCAAUGGACCUUGCAUCACUAUUGAAGGUGUCAGCCAUGUUAUUAUUCAUGGGAUCAGCAUACACGACUGUAAACCUGGAAAACGUGGUAUGGUCCGAAGUAGUCUGAAUCAUGUUGGAGAGAGAACGGGUUCUGAUGGAGAUGCAAUUGCUGUAUUUGCAUCUUCUAAUAUUUGGAUUGACCACUGCUAUUUGGCUCGUUGCACCGAUGGUCUUAUUGACAUAAUCCAUGCAUCAACUUCCAUUACUGUCUCAAACAAUUACUUCACUCAGCAUGACAAGGUGAUGCUGCUUGGGCAUCAAGAUGGCUAUAUUGCAGACAAAGUUAUGAAGGUGACAGUGGCAUUCAACCAUUUUGGUCCUGGAUUAGUCCAAAGGAUGCCAAGGGUUAGGUACGGCUAUGCUCAUGUAGCAAACAAUAGGUAUGACCAGUGGCUUAUGUAUGCAAUUGGUGGAAGCUCAAAUCCAACAAUAUUAAGCGAGGGAAAUUACUUUGUAGCUUCAAAAAAUCCCGACUCUAAACAGGUUACCAAAAGAGACAUUGAAGGGGGUCCAGGAGUGUGGAAGAAUUGGAAAUGGAGAACCUCUAAGGAUGUCUUUCUUAAUGGGGCUUACUUUGUUCAAUCUGGAUUGGGAAGCUGCUCUCCUCUUUAUUCUGCAUCUCAAUUAUUUUCUGUUGCUUCAGGAUUCUUGGUUCCUUCUUUGACUUCGGAUGCUGGUCCUCUCAAUUGUCAUCCUGGAGAGGCAUGCUGA